CUGUGGGAAGAAACACGUGUUUUCUCCGCUGUCAAAAUAGGUUAUGUUAAACCGUUGACGAUGCGAAUAUGAUAACAGAUACGGCGUAAGAUUGCUCUUUAGUGUAAUACACAAUGCAAGCGUACCAGCUUUUGCACGCUGUUUUAGCAGUUUUCAAAGUUUGUGCUGUCAUUGGCAGCGAAGGCUAUAACAAGGCCCAGAACGACCAGGAAGAUGAAAGGCCACUUACUAGUCACGGCGGAUUUGACAAUGAGGAAAGAAUUUUGAUGGAUUCUGCAUUUGAACCGGAUUCACCGUACAAAACAUUGUCUCAGUUUGACUUUGUUGACGAUUCUAAUACAAAAAAUUCACAAAGCAGGAAGACAAAUAACAGCGUACCACUGAUUUUAUGGUGGACUCAAAAUUUGUUUCCACAUGGACUGGUGUCAGAUGAGGCGAAUCCUGCAGUUAUUCAGUGUGGACAGGACAAAUGUCUGUCGUCCACAAACAGGUCAUUGUUACUGGACUCAAGGACAAGAGGAAUCAUGUUUUAUGGAACUGACCUUGAUCCCUUUGAUUUGCCACUCCCAAGGAAAUCACGACACGAAUGGGCACUAUUGCAUGAAGAAUCUCCAUUAAACAACUUUAUGCUAUCACAUUAUCCUUUCAUAAAGAUGUUCAACCACACUUCUACAUUCCGACGGGAGUCUGACUACCCACUAGCUUCACAGUAUCUCUAUUCUCUUGAAUAUCUCAUCGAGAGGCCACCUGUUUCACUGGCUAUUAAAAACCAAUAUCGAAGUGCGCCACAUUUGUAUGCACCAGUUUUGUAUGUUCAGUCACACUGUGGUGUGGCUUCUGAUAGGGACCGCUAUGUUCAAGAAUUAAUGAAGUAUAUUGCAGUUGAUUCCUACGGCAAAUGUCUUCACAACAGGGAUCUUCCAGAGAGUAUGAGAAACCCUGCAGAGUCCUUUGAGAAAAAUGAAUUUCUUGACUUUAUUGCCAAAUACAAAUUCCACAUUGCUUUUGAAAAUGCCAUCUGCACUGAUUACAUGACAGAAAAACUUUUCAGAUGCCUCCAUCUGGGAUCUGUCCCAGUAUAUAUGGGAUCACCUCUGGCAAGAGAUUGGAUGCCAGAUAGUCAAUCAAUCAUCAUGGUCCAGGAUUUUAAGUCACCAAAGGAACUGGCUGAAUACUUAGAUUUUUUGGAUAAAAAUGACGAUGAAUAUUCAAAAUAUUUAAAAUUUAAGGAACCAGGAGGUGUCACAAACCAAUUUCUCAUUAAUCAUCUUGAGCAAAGGGAAUGGGAAAUGAAUAGCCAGGACAAUAUGGACUUCAUACUUGGGUUUGAAUGCUAUCUGUGCAAGAAACUUACUGAACGUAUGCGCAUGAAAAAGGCUCAUUUGCAUAAUAAGAACAUCCCACUUCUACCACCAAAAUUUGCAAACAGCAGCCAUCUCGGAUGUCCUCAGCCAUACACAUCAAUAGGUGAUCCACAAGAUGCACUAGAGGGUGACAGUUGGCUAGAAAUGGAUUGGAUUGGUCAGUAUUGGGGUGAUCUGGAUAAAGCAUAUGCUGUCAGAGACAUGAUGCUAGCCAAGGAGAAAGACUCUGCCAAAUUCAAUGAAUACUGGACGAAAUUUGUGGAAAAACAUGACAGAAAGAAAAAUUAACAUUCCAACCGAAUUUUAAGUGAUGAUGCAUUUUGUGCAAAUAUUUUACACACUGUUCAUUUUGUAGGUAUCACUUUGCUCAGUUAGAUAUACAGGAAUGAAAGGUGUGCGAAUGUGAAACACAUAAACAUGGAGAUGUAAAUACAGGUACUUGUUCAUGUAUGUCCAUGAUAACAUGUGCAUUGCUUCUGUGUAUUAAUCAAUAAAAAUGCUUAGACAUUUGGAAAGGCUGUAGAAUGUACAUGUUAAUUGUGAACUUUUUAUGUAUUGGACAUCAUAUUAAUUUACGCCUAGGCUGUUCUGAGUGAUGAAGAUAUUAAACCGGUGGUAUGCUGGCUUUACUGGAGACUGUGAAUGUUCUUGACAUGAUAUUAAUGAUAAUAAGGCGAUCAGGUGUUGUGUAAUAGUUUAUAGACUGACAUCAGAUAGCAGAUAUAUUAACUGUACUGGUAUCGUUAUUAAAUGAAGAAAGAUUGUCAGUCAUCAUAGUAUGUACAUGCAGGUGUUAGGCUAAUUCCACAAUGUUGGUACAUGUUAAAUACAAAAAUAAACUUGAAUUGAUUUAUACUUACUUAUGUGAAAUUAAGUCGUUUACUUAAAGGAAAAGACCUCUAAAAAUCUAAGUAGGCAUCACUAAGUAAACCACUUAAAACUAUGCGUAAAUAUACUUUCAUUUAUUUUUUUAGAUUUUUGUGAAAUGAGUUAAAGUCACUCAAACAUGUAACUUCUAAGGUGGGCUUUAAACACCAUACUACCAGAGGUUAGGAACUCUGAUGUCAAGGGAAGUUUAUCCAACUCUAAUCACAACACUGAAUGUUGGAAUAAUUCUUUUUAUCCAUAAGUGAAAGAUUACUGAAAUAAUGUUCCCAAAAAAUCUUUCUGGUGGACAUCAGGAAAAAGGGCGAUGUGACAUCAGAGUUGCUAGAUACCGUCACAGUAUGGCUCAUAAAGCCCACCAUAGUUUUCAAAUAUUCAAAUGCCUUUCAAGACUCAAAAAAAAAAUCUGAAAAAAUAAAUGAAAGUAUUUUUACACAUAGUUUUCAGUUGUCUUUAUGAUGAACCUUACUUCAUAUUUUAUCUUUCUUUUAUUUUAUUAUUAUUAAUUGUCGUUUCAUAACAAAACCUGUGUUGCUGUCAAUGAAUUAAAUAUCAUUAGCAAUAACUCACUGACUAAUAAUGUGACAUGUAUGAUCUGCAAAUUUAAGAUCAUUCAGAUUGUUUUUUAAUUGAAUUUGUGUGAAAUUUAUAGAAUAUGACCAAGAGUUAAUGCAUUAUGCAAGAACAUGCAUAACUUUAUGUUGUACUCAGUACUACAUUUCAGUGAAUUUUGAUUUAUAGUUUUUGACUUCAGGUAGUCAAAAGUUUACUGAUACUGAGUAAAAAUGUGUAAUCUAGUGUAUGGCGGUGAUGCAUAGGUUAAUUUAUGAUAGUGUUUUUCCAUGAUAAAUGUUUCAAAUCUAAAGCAAAACAGACAAUGCCAAAAUCAAGUUCAUUAUCACAGGUAAGACCAAUAAAACACCAUUUGAUAUUAAAUGUACCUUUAUUCCCUUCUUUACUUCUUAUUUUAGCAUUUCUGUUUGUGUUCCAAAAUAUAAAUACAAUUAAAUACAUGAGUCCUGCAUGUUUUAUAGACCAUAUUGAUAAUGAUAUUGAUAUGUACGUC
Molecule: messenger RNA, 3315 nt
Organism: Liolophura sinensis
Lineage: Eukaryota; Metazoa; Mollusca; Polyplacophora; Chitonida; Chitonidae
Product: alpha-(1,3)-fucosyltransferase 11-like
Exons: 2
Coding region: 114-1652 (512 amino acids)
Cellular component (GO): membrane
Molecular function (GO): alpha-(1->3)-fucosyltransferase activity
Source: RefSeq, a predicted model, not a curated record